AAUCACAUUAUUGGGACUGGAAAGUUGCACACCUCACAAGGCAGCUGUUAUGUUUGCAUAUGGGCUAAUAAAACUAAUAAAAGAGCUCAAAAAGGUUUACUACUAGCCUUCGUCUUCUAUUUGACAAAUUUAUUCUUAAACUUUCUCCAUUUGCAAGCCAGCAUGCAUGAGACCAUCCUCAAAAUGUGUAACCAUGCAAAUAUAAUUGCAAUGUAGACUCGUACAUAUUUAGCAAAUUCUGAUUUUUAGAGUGAUAUUUACAAAAUAAUAGGAUCACCACAUGACAAUUUCUUCAAGCUCCACAUAUUAACAUACCUCAACAAAAAGCACCAAAACUCUUUCUUUUCCCCUCUCUCCUUUCUAGAGCCAUCUUUGCAUUUUACUAAAAAUCAAAAGGUUGACAUUAUCUAAGAUCUUAUUAGAUCAAGACGGAGAUCUUUUGUAUUGUUUGUCUGUUUUGUUUUGGUUGGAGGAAUCAAUAAUGGGGUUGGAAGAUGAGAAGAAGGGAGGAGAAGCUUCAGGAGAGACAUCAGAAAAAGAAACAGGGCUGAGCAGAAAAAACAGUGAUAGCUCUUUGUCUCCGACAGAAGAUGAUGACGAAGACGAGAAGAAGCCCCAGCUCGGUCCCAUGAUUGCUCUCAAAGAACAGCUUGAGAAAGACAAGGAUGAUGAAAGCUUGAGGAGAUGGAAGGAACAGCUAAUCGGCGUGGUGGAUUUGGAAGAUGUAGGAGAGACACCGGAUCCAGUAGUAAAGAUACUAGACUUAACAGUUAGGUCUCCAGACAGAGAGGAGAUGGUAUUAACGAUACCUGAUGAUGGAUUACCUAACCCUAAAGGUCCUUGGUUCACCAUAAAGGAAGGAUCUAAGUACACACUUGUCUUCAACUUCCGUGUCACCAACAAUAUUGUUUCGGGCCUUCGCUAUAAUAACACCGUCUGGAAAACCGGUGUCAAGGGUAUUUUUAUCUUUCUUCUUGUGUCUUGGGGUAAUCUUAAAAAUGUCUCAAUGUCCUCUUCUCAUGUUUUGGUGUCUCUUUCUUUUGGAGCAGUUGAUAGUACGAAAACAAUGCUUGGGACUUUUAGUCCUCAAGCUGAGCCAUACCAACAUGUGAUGCCUGAAGAAAUAACACCGUCUGGUAUUUUCGCUAGAGGAUCAUAUUCCGCAAGAACUAAGUUUAUUGAUGACGACAGUAAGUGCUACUUGGAGAUCAACUACACCUUUGACAUCCGCAAGAAUUGGCAAUGAUCCACUGAAUUCAACAUUCUCUCCAGUCUAAACCUAUAUAGAGCAAAGCUCUUUUGAUAACACAAAUAUUUUCAAUCUUACAUUCAACUUUGAAGACUAGAAAACUUAUUUAGUUUUUUUUAUUAAAUGAGCAUUAAAGAGAGAUAUUGUUUGAGUGUUUAUGGAGGUUUUUUUUUUUUUGUAACUGGUGUUUAUGGAGUUUUUCCUCUUCACUUUUCUCGUGAACAUAACGGGUUAUAAGCUGCACCAACCUUCUUUUUUUUUUUUUUUGAAUUUAACUUUCUUUGAUUUACCUAUACUUUCUUUGAUUUAAUAAUGUAAAUCAUUUCAGAAGUAUUUUUUGUUCCAAAAUAGAAGUUGUUUUCACACUUAAAUGUAACCUUUUUACUUAUUGUGAUAUUAUGUGACCAA
Molecule: messenger RNA, 1657 nt
Organism: Raphanus sativus (radish)
Lineage: Eukaryota; Viridiplantae; Streptophyta; Magnoliopsida; Brassicales; Brassicaceae
Product: rho GDP-dissociation inhibitor 1
Exons: 4
Coding region: 482-1246 (254 amino acids)
Biological process (GO): Rho protein signal transduction
Cellular component (GO): membrane; cytoplasm; cytosol
Molecular function (GO): Rho GDP-dissociation inhibitor activity; protein binding
Source: RefSeq, a predicted model, not a curated record